Molecule: messenger RNA, 1449 nt
Organism: Penicillium cinerascens
Lineage: Eukaryota; Fungi; Ascomycota; Eurotiomycetes; Eurotiales; Aspergillaceae
Product: pyridoxal phosphate-dependent aminotransferase
Exons: 4
Coding region: 1-1449 (482 amino acids)
Biological process (GO): biosynthetic process
Molecular function (GO): pyridoxal phosphate binding
Source: RefSeq, a predicted model, not a curated record
AUGUCGUUCUCCGGCCGCCGCUUGAGCAUUUUGCGCCCCUCCAACAACCGCCGCUUCUCACAAAGCAAGGGGCUGUCUGACAACGAGCUACAGUCCGAAACCCAUCGCCAGUUCCGCGACGCCCAUGAGGGCCACCGUCCCCACGCCGGUCUCGACGCGUCCCGCUCUUCCACCGGGGUCGUCUGGUGCACAGAGCAAGCUUCCAAGCAUGGCUACAUCGAGGACCCCUCCAGCUGGGCCAACCUAGGCCAGGGUGCCCCCGAGGCCGACGACGAGAUCGAGGGAAGCUUCCCGCGCCCGACUUCGAUCCCCAUCAGCUCUGCUGCCCGAGAAUACGGACCGACCGCCGGUAUCAAGCCGUUGCGUGCGGCCGUGGCACGUCUGUACAAUGAGCACUACCGUCAAGGAAAGGAGAGCCAGUACACCUGGGAGAAUGUCUGCAUUGUGCCUGGUGGCCGCGCUGGAUUGAUUCGGAUUGCUGCUAUUCUGGGCAACUCUUACCUGUCUUUCCCUAUUCCCGACUACUCUGCGUACUCGGAAAUGCUGAGUCUGUUCAAGAACAUUGCUCCUAUCCCCAUUCCUCUGUCUCAAGAAGACCACUACCAUAUUCACCCCAACAAGAUUGCCGAGGAGAUUGCUCGUGGUACUCAGGUGCUGCUGACCUCGAACCCUCGUAACCCCACCGGUCACUUCGUGUCGCACGAGGAGCUGGCUGAGAUCCAGGACAUCUGCCGUGACCGCGCCACCCUCAUUCUGGAUGAGUUCUAUGGCGGCUACAACUAUACCACGAACUGUGACGGCAGCACCAUCAGUGGUGCCGAGCAUGUCGUCGAUGUCAACAAGGAUGACGUGCUGCUGAUUGACGGUCUGACCAAGCGCUUCCGCCUUCCCGGCUGGCGUAUCGCAUGGGUUGUCGGACCCAAGGAGUUCAUAGACGCCUUGGGCUCCGCCGGCUCAUACCUAGACGGCGGCGCCAACGUGCCCUUCCAAGAGGCAGCCAUCCCGAUGCUGGAGCCAUCGCUGGUGCGCACAGAAAUGAAGGCCCUGCAGUCACACUUCUGCGAGAAGCGCGACUACGUCCUCAAGCGCCUUUACGACAUCGGGUUCCGCGUACAGGACGUUCCCGAGGCCACCUUCUAUAUUUGGCUUGACCUGACCUCGAUCGACCCGCCGCUUCCCAAGGAGGCCAACAUCUCCGACGGAUUGAACUUCUUCAGCGCCCUUCUGACCGAGAAGGUCAUCGUUGUGCCCGGUAUCUUCUUCGAUUUGAACCCGGCCAAGCGCCGUGAUCUGUUCGAUAGUCCUUGCCACCACUUUGUGCGUCUGAGCUAUGGUCCUAAGAUGGACGUGCUGAAGAGGGGACUGGAUGGUAUUGAGCGUGUGAUUAAGCGGGCGCGUGAGGCGGGGACCAAGAAGUGGGAGGAUGAGGUUGCGAUUCAGGAUGAUUAG